Linepithema humile (Argentine ant) is the source of this 5203-nucleotide messenger RNA. NCBI's taxonomy places the organism in Eukaryota, Metazoa, Arthropoda, Insecta, Hymenoptera, Formicidae. The record is from RefSeq and is a predicted model, not a curated record.
UAGUGUUUUGAAGCAUUUUACCAUUGUUUCGUGAUAUCUUUUUGUUUCCCGAUAUUUUGGACGAAAGUGAGGUGUAUCAAUCGCAUUGAAGAUUAUUAUGACACAUAUUGCUUGCAAUUGAAUCGACGAUCAAAUUAACCAGAUGCAGCGCUUGAUGAAAAAUUAAAAAGGAUUCUGCCCAGCGGGCGAGACAAGGAAGAAAACAGUCGACGUAACGCGUCGCUCUUAGGUGCGGUGCAACAUAGUGCAGUACGUUCGAGGCCUGCGUAAAGGCACAUCGGCCGGUGCAUCGCAGGGCGUCGCAAAACGACGCAAAGCAGCUUAGGAAAGGAACUUAUCUCGGUUAUACCCGCGCAGGCGCCGAUCAGCAACGCGUAUUACUACAACCGGACGUACGACGGUGGUGUGAGUAGCGAGUGGUAAAAUCAGCGGACAACAGAGUGUGCAAAUGAACGGAUCGACGAUGGCGACGACGACAACGAGGUUGCGCGCUACGGACACGUGUAGCGAGGAAGCGCCAAGAGCACUUGAGGGAAGGCCGAUAAAACCGUCAUUGCGGAACGGUUUAACCUCUCACGGCGCCGAAGAAGCCGGUAAAAUCAACGGCUACACGCUGACCAGCAAUGGACACGUACGCGAUUCUUCCCGCAAUCCAACUAAACAAAAAAAAGAAGUUAAAAAAGCACUGCGGUCAAAGGAGUCCUUUGAAAAGGUUUCGUUCAUCACAGCGGCGCUUACACACCUUGGUUUCUACAUUCUCAUGUUCCUGGGAUUUAUUAAUCAGUUAUUGUUUGUUCCAAAGGGUGCCACCGAGAAGAAUAGAAAGGGAUAUGCUCCACUCUAUGACAAUUUCGAGAAAUUUUAUCUUAGAUACGUCUAUAGGAGAGUCAGAGAUUGUUGGAAUAGGCCAAUAUGCUCCGUUCCCGGUGCAACGUUAAUAUUAAAGGAUCGAGUUACUAAAGACUAUGGAUGGACGUUUCAAUUUACUGGAACUGAAACGCCAUGUAUAAACUUGGGCUCUUACAAUUAUUUAGGAUUCGCCGAGGCGAGUAGUAAGUGCGCUAACGACAGCAUCGAAACGCUCAGGAAGUUUGGCUGUGCCAGUUGUAGUACACGUCUUGAAUUAGGAAAUAUGCCCAUACACGAUGAAUUAGAAGAAUUAACUGCGAAAUUUCUGGGAGUGGAAGACGCAAUAGUGUUUGGAAUGGGAUUCGCAACGAAUGCAUUGAAUUUGCCUUCUUUGGUCAGCGAAGACUGUUUAGUUCUUAGCGACGAAAAGAAUCAUGCGUCGCUUAUUCUGGGACUGCGAUUGUCUGGCGCAGUGAUACGGAUCUUCAAGCACAAUAACGUAAAACACUUGGAAGACUGCUUAAAGAAGGCUAUUGUUUAUGGUCAACCAAAGUCUGGUAAACCUUGGAAGAAAAUAGUUAUCAUUGUCGAAGGUAUUUAUUCUAUGGAAGGCUCAAUUGUCCAUCUACCCGAGAUAGUGGAAUUGAAAAAGAAAUAUAAAGCCUAUCUUUAUGUGGAUGAAGCGCACAGCAUAGGUGCCACAGGAAAGCGCGGGAGAGGAGUUUGCGAUUAUUACGGCAUUGAUCCGCAUGAAAUCGAUAUACUUAUGGGAACAUUCACGAAAAGCUUCGGCUCGGCGGGUGGAUAUAUAGCCGGAACGAAAGCAUUGAUAAAUUAUUUAAGAAUACACAGUCACGCACAUACAUAUGCGGUAUCCAUGUCUCCGCCGGUUACCCAACAAAUUAUCACGUCGAUGCGAAUUAUCGCAGGCGAAGAUGGCACCGAUGCUGGUGACAAACGAAUCAAACAAUUAGCUAGGAAUACAAAAUACUUUAGACGCAGAUUAAAUCAAAUCGGAGUUAUAAUCUAUGGAAAUGAUGAUUCUCCCGUUGUGCCUAUGCUAGUUUAUCUAUUUUCUAAGAUUGGUGCAGUGAUCCGUACUCUGAUAAAGUAUAAUAUUGCAACUGUCGGUGUUGGAUUCCCAGCAACACCGUUAAUGGAAGGCAGAAUUAGAUUUUGCCUUUCCGCUGCGCAUACAAAGGAACAGUUGGAUUAUGUAUUGUCGCAUAUUGAGAUGAUUGCGGACACGUUAGGAUUAAGAUACUCGAAGAAACCUCGUACCACUACAAAAAUAGAAUACUAUUCCGACAGCGAAACAGAAUGACCUACCUCAUAAAAUAAUGAAUUAGGCAAUUUUAUUUUUAUGAGGAGAAUCAAGAUAGCCAAGAGCUUUAAAUGCCACAAAAUAGAUGUAGAUACAAUUCGUACAUCAAUUGAGGAAGCUUUAUUACAAUUAUUACAACAAUAAGCUUACGCUUUUAUAAUAAGAAAAUGGAGGGAUGCGAUGUAUUGUAUAAUCAAUAGUCAUUUAUAUGUCUGUGGCACAGUUGUGAUGAUUCUUAUGUGUUGAGCGAGUAAACAAACCAAGUAAUAUCGGUAUUGUCAAAUGCCUACGUCAACGAAUUAUAUUGUAUAUACAAUUAAUUUUAUUGUUUACGAAUUCUUACAGUAUUCACCUAAUUAUAAAAACGUUCAGUUCCAUGAGAGCGUUACGUUAAAAUACAUUAAGAGUAUUCGAAAGUUACUAAAUUUUUUACAUCGACUGUUUCUUCGUUAAUAUCGUAUCUCACAUUGUGCUAUAGCUAUUGCUUAUCUUGCUCAAAUUAACAAUAGUUUUAUUUUACUUAUAUCACGCUAUAUAAUACACAUCGUGGAUAGAACAUCUGCCAAAGUAAAGUUCAAAUUUAGUAGCGUUCAAUGUAUUUAAUGCAUUGUCUAAUUCUUUUUACGGUUAUGAUUAUUCCUAUCUUUAUAUAAUUGAAAAAAUUAUAUGAUUGAUAAAGAAUUUACUUUUAAUUAUCAAGAAGAAAGACUUAUAUAAAAAACUAUUGUUAUUAAUAUUUGUUGCAUUCACGAUUUUAGCAACUUUCUUGUGUUUAAUUACAGAGGGGUCGGUUUCAUAAUAUGUUUAUAGCAACACUGCUUUUCACUAUUAAAAGUAAUUUUUUAUAAACACAAGUCUAUAAUUAAAAUGUAAUAUUUUUCUCUGACGAAUCAAUCGUCUUUGAAUAGAAUAUAUGUAGCGUUAAUUAGUUGUAAGUAAAGCAAUAAUUUCUAAGAAUUCGUCAUUCAUAUUGUCUUCAACAUUCCUUAGCAACAAAAUCAGCGGGCAAAUUUUUCAGUUUUAUAUUCGAAAAAAAUCUUUACAUAUCAACACUAUUCUAUCUCUAAGUAAACGUCUGAUUGACGAUUAUCUUUGAAAUAGCUUCUUAAUAUCUUGGUACUUGAUACUAUAUUUUCUUACGGCAAAAUAUGCUAAUUUUCUUUGAUGUACAGAUUUUGAACGAGAGUACGUAAUACGCGUAACGUUGAUGAUAAACAAUGGAACAAUAAAAAAUAUCUUAAAUUAUCGCUCCAGUAAAUAUCUAACGAUCAUUGUUGGAGUUCUAUUUUUAUUUGAUUAUAAACAUACUGCCACUAUUAUGAUCUCUUAGUGCUUAUGAAGGUACAUAUGACUGAUAGAUCAAAUGAUAUUAGAAGAUAACAUGGGAAUUUAAAGUAGAACCAAAUCAUAUUUUAAUUAUCAUGUGACAUUUAAUAAACAAAAAUUUAUGAUGUGACAAUGAUUAUGAAGAGACAAGAAAAAAAGAUGAAUGUUAAUUGCCAUGUGACGUUCUGUUCUUGAAGUUAUUUUGUGCGAAAUAUCUAAAAUUUAUUGCUUCUUAUUAGGAUUCAAACGAAUUUUAUGAUGAUGAAUCAUUCAAACAAUUUGAAAGAUUUAAACCAAGUUUAAUUAAUCAGAUUUCAAACAGUUCGAAUCUUUAACUUUUUGAAUUGUUCGAUUAUUAAAAAUUCUACUUAUUAUCAUAUCAAACAUUACGAAGUCAUGUUACUUUUAUAAUAUUUUAUAUGUAUGCAAAAUCACACCAGAUUUUUUUACGAUAAAGUUAAAAUUAAAUUUUGACACGGUAGCAUCGAUAAUAUGCAAAAUGAGUUUGUUAAACCUCAUUAAUAAAUUUCCAUAAAUUUCUCUACAUAACAUUUCUCUACAUAUUUAAAUGCUUAUGCAAAUACAUUAAACAUAUAUCUAUAUCUUAAAAAAGAAGAAAAUUUGAUAGACUAUUAUAUCACUACCACUUAUAUUACCAGCCAAUUAGCGACAAAUAGUUGAAAUAUUACUGUAAGUUUUAAAAAGAUUCCAUUGCUACUUGCAAGUACGGAUAAUGCAAAUGUAGUAUAGUUCAAGAUUUAUAUGGAACUCGUUCAAAGUUCAAUAUAUUUAUAGUUUAUAGCUAACUUAGUUUAAAAUUUAAAAAUAUUUGUGAAAUUACAAUGUAAUGCAAAUUAUCUGAUAUGUAAAACAGUAUAACAAUGUUUAAUAAGGCUUCUGGCUUCCUGCCAUAUCUAAUUAUGUAGCAAUAUUAGAUUAUGACAAAACCAAAAAAUAAUGAAUUUUUUAUAUUGCAUAUUGAAAGAAAUAAAAAUUAAUAAAUAAAUAAUUUCUGUAGCAUGCAUGUUUUCAACAAAAUAGAAAUAUCGAAUGUACCAUCGAAUAGCAUGUGAAGAAAUUAAUUUUGAUAUUUAAUGCAAAAACAAAAAUUUGUUUUAUUUUUUACUUCUCAUAUAUAAUCUAAUAUGACUGCAGUUAGAGAAGUCAGAAGCCUGAAAUUAAUACAUUCAGCAUUAGUUGUUAUAGGAGUUAGACACGGGCGAGAAUGUGUUAAACAAUGUUACAGUUAUUUUAAAAAUUGCAUCAGUUAUAUGAAAAUAUUUUUAUGUUUUUAAUUGAAUAAUUUAAAAUUCUGUGUUAAAUGUAUCUCGUGUACUGAAUUUUUUUGCUAAAUGAGGCUAUAUUAUAUAAAAUACAUUAAUUGUACAUCGGUUUUGUAUAUUUUGCAUCAAAAGCACAUGUAAUCUAAUAGCAAUAAGAGAAAUUCUUGACAAUCGGAUAAAUCCAAAAUGCAGCUGAGAUAUGAACACUGUCUAAUUGUGCGUUUGGCAUUAAUACGCUUCUCUGAUUUUAAGUCGUUCGUACAGUGCCACAUUUAAUAUAAAGAUUAUGAAUCUUGCAUGUAAGCAAGUAAUAUAAAGCUUUUAUUCAAUAUAACUGCAUUGGAUUUAUAUAUAAGUCAGAUAAUUAUGUAUAUUUAAUGCUAAAUAUGGUUACACAAUAUGAAGACAACUUAUUAUACCA